Dreissena polymorpha is the source of this 16208-nucleotide messenger RNA. RefSeq lists its product as uncharacterized. The transcript has 52 exons. Gene Ontology annotation, biological process: lipid transport. The record is from RefSeq and is a predicted model, not a curated record. Lineage: Eukaryota; Metazoa; Mollusca; Bivalvia; Myida; Dreissenidae. Gene Ontology annotation, molecular function: calcium ion binding; lipid carrier activity. Bases 127 to 15315 code for a protein of 5062 amino acids.
CGUUGCUGUUCGAGAAAAGAGGACAUAUUGAUUGCAGUACAGUACGUUAGGUACACUGUAACUUUCAGAAUUAAAUAUUGUGUCUUAAACAAAGAGAAAUAAUGUUACACAACUUAAUCUAAAAGGAUGGGAUUUACAACAUUAAGUCAAUGUCUAUUAGUUACUGUCAUGAUGACGUCUUUGACGUCUCUGGUGACGUCAGCGGUGUACUUCGAAGAAGGUUACGACCAUCAUUACACAUAUUCUUCCGAGUCUGACAUUCUGGGAGUGCAUAACGUCACUACUAUCAUAAAGUUCCGGAUACGGUCGGUAAAUACGACAUCGGAAGGCGGUGUCCUACAUCAGUUGAUGCUUGACAGUUUCGUCCAGCACUCGGAGAACGGCUUCGUGGCAGAUAACCCGUUGAAGUGGGAUCUCAAUAACAGGUUUUACUUAACUAUUAACCCCGCGGGACUCGUUCAGUUCGUGCAUUUUCACCCGGAAGAAAUCCACGAGCUCCUUGCGUUGAAGAAAGUGCUGGUAUCGACCUUGACCUCUUUAGUGCAGCUUCAAGACGGGCACUCUUGGGCAUACGAAUCGAUGGAGGAAGAUCAUGCAGGUCACUUGGAUCACUCGUACGAAGCAAGCAGAACGAUGGAAGGCAUCAAACUCGUGAGGUCACAUCGAAGUCUGAGGGAAGUACACAGACAACAUUAUAAGACGACCCACUUUGACGAGCGUCUGACUCCUCAGCUAGUUGAGGCCCUCGAUAACAUCACUCUGCAGCACAACCCGGAUACUGUCACCUCACAUACAGUUGAGGGGUCUAUGGAUAUAAAGGACGAACAGUUUGGAGAGUUCCCGAAGAUUUCUUCUAUAUCAAGAAGCAAGCUAAAACUAACACUGAAGAGCAAGCACAACGAUCUGGCACGAGACCACGCGCUGCACGAGAUGUCCAAGGAUUCCAUUAGCGUCAAACCGAAACCAGAGAAGAAAGUUCGUUUGGCACAAGUUGAGGACGACAUAACGAAAUUCAUGAAAUGCGUUCAUUUAUAUACCAGCAAAUACGACCGUAACCGGACAGAAUGUGUACAUCAACUUCGUGGUUUGAUAAUGUCUCUUGAAAAGGAUGAUUUUCUGUUACUUGGCAAAAAUGCGUUAACGAGCCAAUGUGACGUCAAUGACACGGUGUGCGUAGAUGAGAGGAAUCUGUUCAUCGACCUGAUUGCAAGUGAAGGAAGUGCCGAGGCCCAAUUACUCGUUCUGGAUCACGUGAUGUUACAGCCCAAUGCUACUGAGGAGGACUUGAGGCGAUGUCUCUUUCACGCCAUAGCACUUCAGAAACCUGUUAAGGAAUUGGUCAGCCUUGUGGAGAAACUAUGCUUCGAAGACGGCCACCAACCUGGUGAUACCCCGGCACUGACAAAAACCCGUAGGCGGGCGUGUCUCACACUUGGAGCUAUUGCCAAGUCAUUGCAUGUCCCAAACAACACGGAGUCGAAUAGGAUCGUGGAGCGUAUAGAGAACUGGCUUGAUCAACACAAUGAAACAAGGUCUAGCAAUAUCCUAAAACCGCGCCGUCGCCGGUCCACUAUUCAAGAUGAUACGCAAGCCCGUAAGCAUAUCGAAACGAAAAUGGUUCUCCUACAGAGUCUCGGUAACGCCGGAGAUCAGCGAUCAUUACAUCACAUUCUGUCAUACAUGGAACCAAAUGUGGGCGUCACAGCCUGGCGUCGAGCGGCUAUUAAGGGCCUGAGACAUUUCUCAUGCAACAAGAGCGCACAUGCGCUGUUGACAAGUAUCUUACACGACCAUGAUGAAGUGGUGAGGAUAACUGCACACAACGUGUUCAACAAGCACCCAAAGGCUGACGACAGAAAUUUCACUAUUGAACAUGAGACAGAAGUAAUAAGAAAAAAUUACACCUAUCCGAUCGUGAGUCGUGUUCGGAGAAGCCUUCUAAAUGGACAGUUUAAACCAAUACCUCCCGACAAGGAUUGGCGUAAGACGAUAGGAAGCAACAAUAUCGGGGCGAGCUUCGGUCUAACCAUGCGAAAUAAUUUUGAUCUAAACGUCGCUAUGCUGAGCAGUCAUUACACGAUUGAUGUGUAUGACGCUGCUUAUUCAGAAGCGCAUGUUGGAAUGAUUGACUUUAAAAUCGACCUUCUCAAGGCCCAUGUCUGCUUUAAAGUUCACGUCAUGUACGACAUGAAUGUACUCACGGAUUUUGACAUUAACGGAGUGUCUGACCUUGUCAAUCUGUAUGACCAAGUCAUGGCAAAAAUUGUCAACCCAAUCACCAGAAGCGUUACAGCGUUCAGCAACAUACUGAAAACGUUAAACGGUGGUAAGUCGCUUACAGAAGUUGUAAAAGAAAUUGUGGAGAUUGUGAAACAUCUUCCUACGCGUCUUGGUGCGGUGGCUAUUCAAAUGCGUGACUUCGUAAAAGAGCUGCUUAGAAUAAGUGCCGAUACGCUGAUCGAAGAGAUUAAGAGCAUCGUCAUUGAAGUUAGCGACUUUAUUGACGGGAUCAAAAAUGAUGCUCUAGUUUUCUACAAUGACGUCGUUGAUGUUGUUACGAUGGCGUUGCCAUACUCAGCUAAGAAGAUUACGGACGCUAUUAAAACAAUAGCUGAAAGUAUACAAAAACUCUACCAGAAUCCAAUGCAAGCCAUCACAAUAAUGUCAAGAGCAAUACAAGACAUUAAAGUGGCUCUUACCAUGGCCAUUGACUUCAAAAACCAGGUCGAGGAUGCAUGUCUUUUCAUAAAAGGGCGAGUGGUGGAAUGGAUAAACACAGCAAAGGAUAUGCCGGAAAUUCUAGGGCGCCUUAAACAUGCUUUCAAGAAGCUUGAUGACAACAUUAAGUACCGUAACAAGACAAUACAGAAAGAAGGCAAUGCGGCAAUCAGUGACGGCAUUUUAGUUGUGGCAAACAUGGUUCAUGAUGUUAUCAAUAACGUACAACAAAAAUGGGACCAGCUUUUUGUACCGCUUCAAAGCGUUUUCGAUUUUGUGACACCAUUUGUUGAAGUGUUUAAAUCCAUCAUGGAUGGGGUUAAAUACAUAAAAAGAGGUUUUAAGACUCUCAAAGAAGAUAUCGACACGGGAAGAUCAUUAGUUCAAAAGGUGUUCGGACCUAAAUUCCAUCGAUACUUUCCUAAUAGGCGUCGUGAUGCUGUUGGAGAUUGUCUCCCAGGCGUUUGGCCUUCUACAGCUAACGGGGCAUACGUAACCACUGGGGUUGAUAUACUACACUCUGAGGGAAAAUCGAUUGUAAUGCCAGUAAACGGACGCUUAUAUGUAUACAGCCGCGACAAAAAAGUUGUUGUUAAACCUAACGACCCUGAAUUUUUGCCAUUUGAAAUUGUCGUGGAAAACAUAGACGCUGAUGAACAGUGGAAUGGAAAGACCGUUAACGCAGGUGAACGCAUCGGAGUGGCAGGCACGAACAAAGUCUGUAGAGGUCAAUCAAGAGCAGAAAAUUCUAUCCAUGUUUCAGUUCGCAAAGCGCAAAAAGAUCCUCGGCUUGAUUAUGAUUAUGACUACAUCGAUCCAUCCUCGUUUCUCUAUCGCUUAGUUCUUAAUCCAAUGUCGAAGCAGGAAUGUAACGAUCACGAAUUUUGGCACAUUGGAAUGAUUUUUGAAUCUGGUGAAACGGUUCACCAAGGAUAUACCAAUACAAAGGUGGAAGCCAUCGAACGACAUGCACAAAAACCUGACGACACCGCCAUUAGAAGUACGCUUGGAAUAGAGGAUACACAAUACAGACCAGAUGACUCGUCACUGUAUGACUCUGCAGCGUUUACGGACAGUCUAAAAAUGAGUCUGAAGGAACAAGCGUUUAAGUUUUCGGAAACAUUCAAACAAUCACUCUUCGAAAGCAACCAAAAAGUACCGAAUAUCUUAGAAAUCGUCGAUGUUAAUGGAAAAACGGUGGAUUGGAUACUCGACAAGCUCAACCCAACAUCAAUUCUUGCACAGGAAUUCGUCGGUACCAUACAACAACUGUCGAACACAAUUAACUCUACACCUACAGAGCCUCUUGCCGCCUUAUCACCAAAUAUUGCGAUAAACUUACUAAAAAUGCACAAUUUGACGUUCAAUUUUGGAAAAUUCAACGAAACAUUAAGCGGCUACAAUAAUACUGAUGAGUUUGUGGGCUUUUUGAAAUUUGGUGAUCCAAGUCAACUGUCAAUCUCUGUGGCAGAGCUACCCGGCAAACUUUGUCCCAUGUUCAAAGGAGCGAUAGCCAAAGGGAUGGGUCACAUUUGUUAUGUGCACGAUGACUGCCUAGGCCUCUCGUGUAACAUUCGAGUUCCUAUUGGACCGAAGUCGGAAGUUAUGCAUGCCUCCAUAGCUCUUGUGGCGUCUGAGCUGAAAAUAGAAUUAAUAGUCAUGGGUAACAACUUAACAAUCCAACCCAACGGUCAAGACCAAUAUAUUCACGUGGCAAGUUUACUUGGAUUUCAAGUAUUUUUCAUUGGAAACGUCAAACUUGAAAGAAUGUCUGCCACAUUGACAGCAGAAUUUCAACUGUGCACAGAUUUAUUUAUGGCAUGCCUACCUCCGAUAGAAUGGCUUCAAAACAUUACAUUUAAAACAAACGCGCUGCGUCGCAAACGAGCAUUGGGUUGGGGCAUGGACAUAAUUACCCCGUUUCCGAAGUUUCUUAAUAAACUGAGCGAAUUCUACUUGCUGACAAGCAAUGCGAUACAAACUGUUGAAAAUAUCCGACACAACGUGAGAAACCAGCUGAUGCAAGAAAGGAAAGACACGCCUGGGACAGAAGAGUCCGAGUUUCCGCCUAAAGUGGACGUCUGUUACGGUGCCAAUAUUGAUUUCCCACCCCUAGAUAUCACUUUUUUCAGGCUCACCCUGUAUUUUAUGGCUGGCCCAGUACCUAUGUCAUUAGGGUUUGGUGCUGGCGGUGUCAUAGGUCUCAAAGUUGGAAUUAAAAUGUGCGAUCUAAGCAUGACAACACAGGUCAUACUUACUCCGUGGGUUGCGGCAAAGAUGUGGGGUGAUAUCGCUGUCGAUAUCAUAUUUGCGAGGGCUGGAAUGAGGCUGAUCGGUUAUCUAAUGGAAACUAGCUUUCCGAUUACAUCAGAGCUUGUGUUUUCGAAAUUCCCAAUCAAAAUUGUGAUGAAGAUGGACAUGGAGUUUAUACCUUUAAAACUAGAACUUACGGUGUUUGCAGAACUAGUGUUUUUUGGCAUACAUAUAACAAUCGUCGAGUUAUCACUCUGGAAAUAUCAAGUUCCCUCGAUCAAAAAGAACAUUUUCACGAACCCAUAUCUACUAGGGAACCCUACAGUACCUAUAAUAUUGUCUGCAUACACCAACAAGCUUCCCGGACCUAAAACUUGCAUUGUUAAUCAAGUGUUAAAUCGCCCCCAUUAUGACACUGCGUUUUCACUAGAAAUGUUUGCGCAAGACGACGUAUCGAAUGUAAAACUUACGUAUGCGAUUGGCACAAAUGAAGGUGGAACAAACGUGCAGGAUUGGACCGAAAUGGGUGGCAAUAAUCUUCUUGUUCCCGCCAAGUUACCAGGUGGUAUACCGCUGUAUUGGACUGUAAGCGCAAGUAAUUCUCAGAGUGUAUCGUCAAAUAAACAGUGUUAUCUUCAAACCUACGACAGUACGUUGCCUGACGGCAAGGUGGAACAUGAAUAUAAAUUUUCAUCACAUCCGUCCAAACUGGGUGCGUUUAUUAUUGUUGUUGAAGACAGUCCACUUAAGGAUUUGCAUUACAAAGCAGUUGGGUACGGCCCUGGUAAAUUUGGCAAUCAGUUUGUAGGAUGGGAAGAAACACGACUCAAUCACUCUCCUCUACGGCAAGAUGUGACCGGAGCAUUGCAGCAUUUUACUGACCCGAAGAAUGGCAAACUUAUAGCAAAUGUUCUUAGCACGGCUAAACCGUUGAAGACCCCGGAUUCAUGCGCUGAAUUGUGCUUAAAUCAUGGAUCAAAUUGCGUGUCAUUUAGCUAUGAAUACCACACGGAGACAUGCGAUUUACACGAUCAAGUGGCAGGUGCUAAUGCCUAUUUGCGCAUAAGUGGGACAUACAAAAGCUAUGAUCGACUGGGUAUAGGUUAUAACACCUAUAUUGAAUAUAAUAAUUUGCCACUUAGGCAUGGUACACAGUAUUUUGUCAAUGUCGAAGUCACUAACGUGCUGGGAUACGUUGCUUAUUUGGUAGGCGAAGGAACAAUGGUGGAUUUUACACCUCCUGAACCUGGUUUGAUCCUGAACAGUCAGUCUGACUUUCUGCGUGCUGACCGUUGCAAAGCCUCUAUAUCACAGCGGUGCCUUGAAGUCACAACGCGAGAAAACCACAGGCUAAUCAUCGAUGGCGUAGGAUCUGAGACAGUUUUCAAUGGACAUCAACCCGUUCAGGACGAACUGUAUACGUUAACGAACCAUUACGUGUCGGCAAAUUGGAAAGGAUUUCACGAUGACGAGAGUGGUAUCUAUGGAUACACAUGGUCAGUUGGAAAGAGCGUUUGUAGUUCAGACGUGGUGGCUUUUACUAAUCCAUACGCUCAUUUAACGAACCCGAAGUUCUGGACAGACUCCGGUUUUCAGAAAGGCGUACACCUUCCUGAUGGCCCGUAUUAUGUCACGGUCCAGGCCCUAAAUGGAGCAGAGUUAGGCGGAUCAUUGGUGACUACAGUCUGUCACUCUAUCCCGUUUAUCGUUGACACUUCCCCACCAGUUUUUCGCAAAGUUACAGACAUAAUAUACGACGAGGACUUUGACCUCAUUGCAAUAUACUACCACGCAAGCGAUGAUAUGAGUAAAAUCGCACAUGCGGAAUUUGGUUUGGGCAAAACGAAGUAUGAUGUCCAACUAAAAGCGUAUGGCUCACAUGCACCUAUGGAAAAUGAGGAUCCUUUUGUUGCUGUGAAAGAUCUUGGUCUUCAAGAAGGCAUUCCGGCAUGGAUUCGUAUACGUGUCACAAACAAUGUGGAACUCUUCUCUGCCGGACACGGAGAUGAGCCGAUAUUGAUCGACAGAUCAUCACCGAUACCUGGUACCGUGAUGGACGGAGACGAACUUCGGAAAGACAGGCAGUUCCAAGCGGAUUUUAACAGAAUAUGUGCACAGUGGAUUGAUUUCUUUGACCCAGAAUCUGGAAUUGACAGAUUUAUGUGGGGUGUCGGGACUGCGCCUCAAUCCGACAAUGUAGUUAAAUUCCACAAUCUGACCCGUUAUGAAAAAUCCAGCUGCGUGUCAGCAACUUUAAAGCACAACAACACGUACUUCUCGACUGUAUUUGCUUACAACAGCGCUUUGAAUUCAAAGUCCUGCAACAGCUCUUCUGAUGGAGUUCUUGUGGAUAUUACACCUCCAAUAGCUGGAAUUGUUCUUGAUGGAAAGCUACAUGCAGAGGAAUUGAAAUAUACCUCAGAAACCGUGUCAAAGCACGCGAACUGGAGAAAUUAUCAAGAUCCUGAGAGUGGAAUAGCUAAAUAUGAAGUUGAUGUAUACGUAAACAACGAACUGAAAAGGACAUUUGAAACAGGGAAAUUAAACGAAUUUGAAGAUCACACUAUUUCAAUGAAGCAUAAAGAUGAGGUGUACUUUUAUGUGCACGGGAUUAAUGGGGCUGACUUAAAAGCAGAAGCGAGGUCCGAUGGCUUUAUUGUUGAUCAUACACCUCCAAUUAUGACAGAAAUUUGUGAUAAUCAAGUUGGUAGCCGAUAUCAGGCGGACAAAUCAACUUUGAAUCUUAAGUGGGAUUUCCUUGAUAGCGAAUCCGGCAUAGAAAAAUAUAGAACGAUGAUUUACGAAAACCGGCACGGUAUUAAACAAAAGCACUGGCCUGCAAAUGAACGGUAUAAUGAAACCAAACCGUCAAAUUCCUUCAACGGCAAAAUGGAAAGAGCACUCGGGGACUUAAAUAUGGAAGACGGUGGUAUUUAUUUUCUACACAUUACAGCGUUCGAUGGAGCACUUUUAGCCACAGCACACGAAAGCAGCGGAGUUACCAUUGAUACAACUCAACCAAGCGAACCCACGGUAAAGAUCGGCCUGUCAACAGAAGACGAGGAAAUUAAUGAACAAGGCCAAGUGUUGCACAAUGACCAGUAUGGUAUUCGACUUUAUUGGUCUUCGAGAGACUCUGAGAGUGGAAUAGCAAAGUAUAUGGUGGCAAUUGGUACAAAAGACAACAAGGAGAAAAUUGCUUCGUUCACUAAUUACGGAACAGACACUUCUGCAUUUAUUUCUAAUAUUUUCUUGGAGUCAUUCAGUACCUCUGGCACACUUUAUGUUGCCACUGUCGUCGCAUUCAAUGGCGCCGAACUGGCUUCCGAAGAAGGUAUUUCCAGAGAUAUAUACGUACAAAAGGCAAAUAUUCCCGGCGUCGUCUUUGACGGCAGGAUCCUUUUUGAAGACGUAUCUUUUACAACUGAUCACACAUCCAUCGCGGCUUCGUUCUAUGGGUUUGAGAGCGAAAGUUGCGAUAUAAUCAAAUAUGACUGGGCAAUUGGAACAACUGCUUUUGGAACCGACGUUAUAACAUACACUAACUACGGCCUAGUCAUGUUAAAUGAUUCACAUGGACAAUGUCAAAUUGAUACAGAGUUAUUUGAAGACGUCACUUACUAUAUAACAAUACGAGCAGUCACAGGCUGUCAUGAGGAGUAUAUUGUGUCCUCCUCAGAUGGAAUCACACUUGACAGAGUUGCGCCAAAAGUUAAUUUUACUGUUGACGCUUCCAAUGAUACAAUCGUUUCCAUUCAAAAUAAUGUUAUUUACCAGUCAGUUAAAGAUUCCAUGGCUAUAGGUGGUAAUGUUACUGAUAGACAUGACAUUAAGUCGUUUGAAUGGGGUCUUGGAUCACUUCCUGGUUUAGUUGACAUCAAACCAUUUACAUAUGAUUUGGCAUCUUUGACGAGCGUCGCAACAUUAGUACCCGGUGAGGCAGCUUUUGUGACAUCAAACGCCGUUGACCUUGCGGGAAAUCAGAACAUUGUGUCAUCAUUUGCUGUCAUUGCAGAUACAACAGCCCCUGAAAUGAUUGACCUCGAGUGUACGCAAUUUAUAUCCAUACGCAAAAGUGUCGUUACAUGCAACUGGUUGACAAUUGUUGAAAACGAAAGCAUUUUAAAAGAAACCAUAAUAGCCAUGGGAUCCACAGAAACUAACUUCGAUGUUUUAGACAGCUUUGUUAUUCAUAAAGACACCUACAGUUUCACCCGAGAUCUUCACAACCAUAUCAGUGAGAUAAGUAACACAACUGUCAUAUUUAUUACUGUAUCUGUCUCUAAUGUUGUCGGACAUAAGACAACGUAUGGCCGAAAUGUAAUUGUUGACAGAACAGCCCCUGUAGCCGAUAAUCUUUAUGUCGUGACAAGUACCUCGCAUGGUAACAUGAGAGAUGUUCAUCAGAAAUGUCAGAUACCAAGAGGAUAUGUUGAAGUAAAAUUGAUAGGCGUUUUUGAUAAGGAGUCUCCAAUUGACAAAAAUAGGUUUGAGAUCGCUCUUGGAAGCAAACCAUUGAAAACAGAUUAUUUGGAAUACCACACGGUCAGUGAAAACAAUGAUGGAAUAUUCUUUGUAAAUGGAUUUAGACUAAAUCAAGGAGAUGUGUUUUAUGCAACAAUGAGGAUUACCAACAAGGCCGGUUUGAGAAGUGAAAUUUCUUCAAGCAGCGUAGUUAUCAGCCAGACACCGUAUCUUGAAGUAAUAGACGGGACUGGCGAAUACGAUAUUGACUUUCAGUCGAUGCCGAACCUCAUUCAAGGCUCUUGGAAAUAUAGUGACGCGUGUCCAAUCGUAGAGGCAAAAUGGAAAAUAGAAAGUCUUUCAGGCAACACAUUGUUUGAAUUUCAACACGUUCCGAAUGCUGGAAAAGUGUUUUACAAUGACGAGGUUUUACUUGAAAACGGAAUAAAGUUCACUGUCACGGUUCAGACGAUGGACUUCCUCGGUCGUGUUAAAAUAGCGAGGUCGGAUGGUGUCACGAUUCGUAUUCAACCGCCCUUCCCAGGUUUAGUGAGAGAUGGUACUGAUAAGGACCUCAACUAUCAGUACAGUACAACUGAACUCUCAGCCAACUGGGAUGACUUCGGCGAUAGGUCUAGUGAUCCGACGCAGACCAUUCAUCACUAUGAAGUCGCAAUAGGAAACGACCGUCGAUACGAGAAAACAAGGACUAAUAUUCAUUACUUUGUGAAUGUUGGAGUCAAAACGACGUACGCGUUUUUACAUUUAAAUCUGACAUCAAAGCUGGUCAGAUAUUACAUUACGGUCAGGGCAUACAACACUGCCGGUGGUUUUACAGAAGGCUAUUCGAAUGGUAUACGAGUUGGAUUUAACGAUGAAAUAAUGCCUGGUUCCAUUUCCGUUAAGAAAUACCAAUCCUCUACUGAUUCGAUGGCAAUAUCAUGGAGUAAAUUCCAAUCGGAUAUCGACAUAAUUGAUUACAAAAUUGCUAUAAGCAGUCAUCAAGAUACAAUUGCUAAUGACACCGUGAUUUGUAACGUAAUAACCCGCAACACAACAAUGUACGAUGUCGCCCCAUUUCAUAGCGUUGGCAUAGACGAAUUAAGCGAUCUACAAGGACUUUCACUUGUUCACAACAUUAAAUAUUAUGUGACUGUUGUUGCCGAAGAUGAAGCUGGUAUGUGCACAGGAGUAACAAGUGACUGGGUGCUGGUUGAUACAUCACCUCCCGUGUUCGGUAAACUAUACAUUGACGACAUAGAAAGUUCUACUGUGAUUUAUGUUCAGAAGUCGUCGGAAAUGAAAAUCGAAUGGACAAAUGUACAUGAUAAUGAAUCGGGAAUAAACAAAGUUCUAGUUAAAUUAUUUGAAUGUAGCUAUUGCAUGUCUACGGCAGUUACAAGUGAAAAUUGUUACUUAAUUGAUGAAAAUUCUGUGAAAAACGACACGAAAACGGCGUUUUAUGAGCUACAAACAAACCCAGACAAAGUCUAUUACGUCACAGUAGAUGUUAUGAAUGAGGCGAAUCAAGUGACUUUCGUUCAAAGUCUUCCAAUUCUAUUGGACCAAACGCCACCCUUGGUUGGCGACUUUAAAAUAACGGAUGACUGGCAUGAUGUUGAAACAUUUCAACACUCGACAGACAAGCUAUCAGGAAUGCUACCAAUUGCACUUUCGGAAGUGGAAUAUUUAUGUCCGAGCCAAAAACUGUAUUUUCCUUUGAUUAGUGACAUCAGAAUGGAAAACGUUAUGGACAAGUUUGACAAAGAAUUUCUUGUAGUAAAUAACACAGGUGCAUAUCUUGGAAUUGGAUAUAAUUCGGACUUAACAUGUAUCACGAAAUCCGGGGUGAUAUCAGAAUCAACGGAACUACAAAGUGGGAAUUAUUCGUUUAAUGUUCGUGCAGCGACGGGAGACCGAACUAUAACUACCUUAGCUAUAAUCACAGACCAAAUUAUUAUCCCAUUUGUAAUAAAUGAUCAACCAAAAGAGAAGGACUUUGACUACAGUCUGUUUGAAAAUGUCACUGCUUUAGGCGCAGAAAACUCAUCACUGGAUGAUAAUAUAAAUAUAACAACUACGACCACUGGCCCAAAUCUAUCUUCAAAGCUAAACAAUGCCACAAAUGGUUCAAAAUCAGAUUUUGAAAACGAAGAGUAUGGAAUAGGAAUUCAUAUUUUAGGUUAUAAGCUCGGAAAUAACACAUUUUAUCAUCACGCUUUAUGGGCCAGAAACAAAUAUAUGUCUUCUCUAAUGUGGUUUCAGAGCGACAAAAGUAUAAAUGCUGAACAUAGAUAUAUAUUUAAGGUUUCAAAGAAAUCGGAAUACAUUGACGACACAAUUGAUGUCACCCUAAUUGUUGGUGAAGUAGAAAUGGCGUCUAUUUCUGGUUUCAAGUUUGCCGGUACCGUAAAGCUUGCUGCGCUUACAUGGAAUGAGGAUAACUACCAACCUCCUUUAGAUGAUAUCUACAAUCCAUUUUACUCAGAGGCAGUAUUGAGCUCAAUAUAUAUUCCAGAUAUGCAAGAUAAACUUUGUCGCCAUGGGCGCGGUUUCUAUGAUGGUGAAAGCGGCAUCAAGGAAUUAUGGAUUGGAGCUUCUGACAACAAUGUCUUAGCAGGCAAUAUUCGUGCAUUUGAACUAUAUCAAACGUUCUGCUUUCCUUGCAUAAAACCCUGUAACAUACUCUGCAAGGAAACAUGUAAUGCGGAAAGACUUAACGACGGAUUCAACAUGAUAAACUUUAAUGUUACAAAUAUUCAUCUUGAAUCAUCCGAAAACACACCAGAAUGUGCUAAUGUCACUAGUGAUAAGAGAUGUAAUAGCACUGCAUAUUACUUAAACGCCAAACUAGUAAAUUUUGCAGGAGUAGAAACAGUAGUGUUCUCUAAUGGAAUCCAAAUUGAUACAUCUCCACCAUAUUGCGAGUAUGCAAAAUGCACAUCUCCGGAAUACAGUGAAGAUGAGCCAACUAAUUUCACUGGAUCGAGUACUACAAUAGGUGCGUAUUGGAACUGCACAGAAAAUACAAGCCAGAUCGUGAAAUAUAAUGUUCAUAUUACAAACAAGGAAAGUGGAAAACCUGUUAUGGAUUAUGUGGACGUCGGUUUGAAGACCAAGGCUACAUUCAAACUCGGCAAUGGUACUUUUGAACACGAGAAACAUUACGAAGUGAGAGUUUCUUCGUUGAACAGCGCUGGAUUAACGACCACUAUUUCUUGUUUAGUGCAAGUGAUUCUCUUUCCACCAGACGUAACCAAAGUUAUAUCCGGCCCUUUGUAUUCCAAUCGGUCAAAUGGAGCAGAUGACGAGGAACCAUACUGGACCGAAUCACAGUCACUUAUCGGCAUUCAGUGGCAGGGUGGAACGCCUGAUAUUGAAUUCUAUGAAUGGCGUGUUGGUACUGAGUCGGACGGGGCGGAUCUUUUUCCGCCAUCGAAGGUUGGAAUAAACACGGAUGGUUCCUCCGCCAUCGUCCACGGGAAGGUUCAAUACAACAACAAAUAUACCAAUCGAACUGUGUCUGAAUACAGAAAUACCCUGAACAUGUCGUCUGAAGAACGCAAUAACUUUACCUCUGCAAGCGAGGCCGAGAAAUCAUUCUAUCAGAUUGAACCGGGGCGUUGCGUGUAUCAGUCAUUAUACGCGAUAGGUUUAUCGCAUUUAAAAAGUAACAUCAAAUCGGAGACAGUGUGUAUAAAGCGUGCCGGGGAUGUUAAUCUGAAGAAGAAGGCAGAUGACUUUCUUUUGCGGGCAGUACGACCUUCAGGAUCUUCCAACUGGAUCGAAACAAAUGAUGCAGUCACCGCAGAUAUUGUUGUAGAGACAAAACUGACCACGGGUGGCUUUACUCUGGGAACGCUGACGCAGCAGGACCUACAGGAAACAUACGGUAGCGCCGCUACGGCAGACUAUAGGCCAUUCAUUUCCAACAUUGAAACAACGCAAUGGAAAACAUCACGGCUAUUGCGAAACAGGAUACAUCGACACUGUGAUGUCAAUUUAUUCAUCUCCCCGGCACCACGUGCCGAAGCCAAAAGCGUCACCAUCAACGUCGCAGUUCCAACUGGGUGCGAGCCAGACCCCGAGCAUCAACCCGCACUCGUCUUUUGGGACAGCGAGAAAGAAAUUUGGUUGCACAUUGACGAAGGAUGCAAUGAAAUAUUGACUGCAAAUGUCUCCAGUAGAAUAUAUUAUGCGACGAUGUGUCCUAAGUUUAACAACGCAGAACGAAAAAAGAGAGACGCCAACAUUGUAAUCGAUUCACCGAUGCAUUACAGCUUGGUCAAAAUAGGGAAAAAAUUCAGCAACUAUCCGCCGAAAAUAGUUUCAAAAAUUUUGGAUAUAACAGAGGACGUUAUAACCGAUCUUUUAAUUGAAGUACAGGAUACAGAAAACGACACUCUGUUUUAUAACAUCGUCGAUGAGCCGGAAAAUCUCCAGUGUAACAUCACUUCAGACGGGAAUCUUCGAUGUAAGGCGACUGAGGACGAUUUUUAUGGAGAAGAUUACGUAACAGUUGAAGUUACCGAGAUAGAUUUGCCAACCAUUGAACAACCGAUGGCGGAUAGAGUCCGGUUGAAACUGGUUAUUCACGGAACACCUGAUAAAACUGAACGAUUCUUCUUCGAUUCAAAUGAAACAUUCUACGCUGACAAACGGCCCUCUUUACGUCACACCAUUUUAGUGAACGCUAACAGGUCGUCUACCCACUACGCCGGACGGAUUGUACUCGCGGAUGUCGACGGCGGCGAAGUGUUUGCUCCUCAUCCUAGAUUCAAUGCUCUCGGCGACGCAGAAUUCUCUCUUAAGAGGUUUACUACCACAUCGGAUAUCCUGCUUGCCAAUUACACGGCUAAACGAUACAGAAGCGUGGACGCAUAUGACGUGGACUUUGAGUUCUCUCCUUACCUGCAGGGUAAGAUGACCCUUGAUUUUAUCGCCACGAGUGCCGAUGACAGUUAUACGCCAGGUGUCACCAUCGAAGUCUACGUGAUGGAGAACCCGUGCAUUCAUGGUCAGUGUCACCAUCCCACUCUGGGCUUUGGUGCUUGUGAACAUCCAGCGAGGUCUCUUUCAUUCACUGGCUUUGAAUGCUUAUGUGAACCUGGUUAUACAGGCGACUGGUGUCAGAUAGAAAUUGACGAGUGUCAGGCCAGCCCUUGCUCCAGUUUAUUCGACUGCGAGGAUCUUGUCAAUAACUUUAAGUGCAGCAUCAACAUCCCUAAACUUCUGGCUGUCAUCGCCUGUCCUCUCAUUGCCCUUAUUGUCCUUGUGUACGUUCUGAAGAGAGCUAUUGCGAGGCUGAGAUAUAUCAAGUUGUCAAGAAGCAGGGUGGGUUUAAUGGAGGAAAGCGGACGGGAAGUCGAUAACAACCGCCCGGCAACAGCCUCCGAAAUCUACAUGCAUGACAAUGAUAACAACAGCAUCUCGGAUGAUGACGGCGUUGAUGACAACAAAAUCAAGGGUGACAACACAUCCGUUAGAGACAAUGCGCCGUUGCAAUUAAGUUCGCUGCUUUUGCCUGGCAAGGCUCUGCCACCACACCACGGAGAUAUCUUCUCCGCCUUCAAAGGUACACCUCAAGGCGGUAAGUCAAAUCCAAAACGUAUCCAAAAAUUCGAGCUCUCUGGUAUGAACGGUGAACAGAGCAGGCCAAAAAACCCAAGGCAUAGUGGCGCUGCCAGCAGCCGCAAGUUUGGCGUCUCGGUGCUAGAGGAGUCAUUUUCGACUUCGGCGUCACGACCGGUUAGCGUCAGUUCCGUGGAGGGGAUCCCUAAGCCGGGCCAAAAGGUGAAAAUUCCGGAACGCCCGGAAUAUUUCGACGACUUGAUUGAGCAAGGUGGGAAGGAGGCCAGCUUGACCGAUGUUCAGACGUAACUUUAACAAUAUGUGAUGGCGUGAAGUGAUUAUUGUCAUGAUAAAAAAAUUGUUCAUUAACAAACAUUAUCCCCAAACAUUUAUUGAAUAUAUGAAGCAUCGUUUAAGCUUAAACCGUGCUGUUAUUUUACUGGCUCACAGUGUGUUUUUUUAGUUAUAUUAUUGCAAAUUCUUAGUCGCCAUUGUAACCGGACAUAUUUUUCUUUCGAAACUUCGCUUUACUAAUUUGAUUAAAAAAUACUACAUGCCUUUUGCUUCUAUCGAAUGAUUUUGACUAUUUGCUACACCAUUCUUUAUUCUUAAAUAGCAUGGGUCACAAGGCGUUUAUUUAUAAAUUAAAGAUUAUUUUGGGUUCAAGUUCAUGCAAAACAAAGAAUACGUCGUAACCGUUUUAACCGUUUUAACCGUUUUAAAAUGUGUGUAUAUCAAUAUAUAUAAACUUUAUCAAUUGAUAACGAAGUACGAUAUGACUUUUAAUAAGAUUUAAUACUACAUGUAUCUCUGUUUUUUUCUGUAUUUCUUUACAUACUGUAUUGUUAUAUUCUUGAGUACUUAACCAGUUAACUAAAUCACAUCGAAAAUUAAUAAAAAAGAACACAGAACCUGAUCGAAAAACUUCAAUAUUAAAAGAUGCACCAUUUUCACCAUAAAAUAUACAAGCUUUUAUUGUUCUAAGCAGACGUGACGCCAUUAUAACACUGCUACGUAGUAACCUACUUUUCAAUCCGCCAUGUACAUCAUUGAACGAGUGUUGUGCCUAAAUGAACUUUGUUAUUGUUGUGUUUUCAUUAUGUAUGCCCGUUGUAAUGCUUAAUUUAACCCUUUAUUAUAAAUAUGUAUAUGUUUCUCCCUUAUCUUAAAAAUGCUGGCUUAAAAUAAACUAUAUAAAUGUG